This is a messenger RNA of Arabidopsis thaliana (thale cress), 1549 nucleotides long. RefSeq names its product transmembrane protein, putative (DUF1191). The transcript has a single exon. The coding region runs from base 142 to 1173 and encodes 343 amino acids. The record is from RefSeq and is marked reviewed. Lineage: Eukaryota; Viridiplantae; Streptophyta; Magnoliopsida; Brassicales; Brassicaceae.
UGACAAAUGAAGUGUAAGUGUUUAUAAUGUUUGUGUCCCAAAACACACAUCCCCCACAAAAGUAAAAACACCAUCAAAACUUUCUUUCUUUCCUCUUAUCUUCACUUCCUCUUGUAAACCCUAGAUUCUCUUGUUCCUCUUAUGGAUUCAUUCUCUUUUUGUAUCAUCAUCAUGAUACUUCUCUUAUCAUUCCACCAAUCUAAGUCUCAAUUGAUUCAAUCUACACAUCUUCUUGAUCUCAUGAUCAGAGAUUACACCAUUAGAAACUUUAAGCUCAAUUUCAACACAGGCGUCACUCAGAAAAUCUAUCUCCCUUCUAAUUUCUCUGGUAUCGAUAUUGACACGGUCAAGUUAAGGUGUGGGAGUUUGAGAAGAUAUGGCGCAAAAAUUGGAGAGUUUCACAUCGGUUCAGGCCUUACGGUGGAGCCAUGUCCGGAGAGAGUCAUGCUAAUUAGACAAAACUUUGGUUCGAAUUGGUCUUCAAUCUACUCUACUGGUUAUAACUUAUCCGGUUACAAUUACAAGCUCGUGUCACCGGUUCUUGGUUUGUUGGCUUAUAAUGCUAACCCUGACGGUGUGGCCAGGAACCCUUACGAGGUUAAUGUUGUAGGUACCGAUCAAAACCCAAUCUUAAUCGAUUUCUUGAUCAACAAGGCAACUAAUAACACUAGCCCUAACCCUACGAAGAAGAACUCGUCAGUCUUGUGUGCGUGUUUUACAAGCAACAGUAACACAACGUUUAGCGAGCAAGUCUCGCCGUAUGUGUGUAAAGGUACAAGACAAGGGCAUUACGCUCUCGUGAUGAAGACAGAAGCUCAAAAAGAUGAUCAUGAAGGUGGUGGUAGUAGUGGUGGAGUGGUGGCAUCAUCGACGGAGGUGAAUGGUGGCAACGGAGGAGGAAAGUUGAGCCGUUGGAAAGUGGCGGUGGGGAGUGUGAUAGGGUCAGGGAUUGGAGCAAUUCUGCUGGGAAUGUUAGUGGUGGCGAUGUUGGUGAAGGGGAAGAAGAAAGCAAUGAGAGAAGAAAUGGAGAGAAGAGCUUAUGAAGAAGAAGCUCUUCAGGUGUCAAUGGUGGGUCAUGUUAGAGCUCCUACUGCUCCUGGAACUAGAACUCUUCCUAGAAUUUCCGAUGAUAGGUAUAAUAAAAACACUCAUUUGAAUAGUAAUUAUCCAUAAUUAUCAUUUGUUUUCUGAUUUUUCUUCUUUUUGUGUUAAUUGAGUAUCUUAAGAUAAAUAGUUUUGUAGAAAUAGUUUCAAUGGCUUCAAAAUGAAAUUUCAUCCAUUUUUUUUUAGUUUUUGGUUAAACGGCUAUAAUCGUUAGUUUUCUUUUUACUAAAAGUAAAGACUUUUACAGAAUGGAGAAUUUUCUCUUUUUUAUUUUCUAUAAAAUGGUCAGUGAAAUUAUGCAAAAAAAUUUAAAAAAAUCAGAGAGUCCCCCCAACUUUCAUACUGUAAGCUUUAUUUUUUUCUUUUCAUUUUGAUUUAUUAAUCUCUUUUUCCAACUUUUUAAUUAAAUGUAUAUUUCUGAUUUAGUGAAGAAAAUAUACUUUUA